AGUAAAUAUACAGAUGUAGAAGGGCAAAAACGGUAAGUAAAAACAUCCUUUGUUGUUUGAUUCUAAUUUCCGUAGACAAGCUCCCCCUUCUUCCUAGGAACUCAGACAGAAAACAUCCCUUUUUUAAAAAAAAAAAAAAAAAGUGCUUAGCUUUUGGUUUUGUUUCAGUCGAGAAAACAGAGAGUUCAUUUUUUUUCCAUGUUCUAUCGAUCGGUGGUGUUUCCUUCAAUCUCAGAAAGGAAACGGAAUUCAAACAGAAGCAAAACCGACACUGUAAUGGCUUCUUCUUCUUCUUCUUCGGCUUUGAAAUCUCAGCCUCUUCAUAACUUCCAAUUACAUGACCUUAAAUGGGCCAUGAACCACACUGGCAACCACCGCCUUCGGAAACUCUCCGAUUCUUUGCACAAAUCUCCUCAACGUGGAGAGAGUGGUUCUGAGUCCGACAAUAACCGGAAGGUCAAUCCGGUAUGCGAAGCUCGCUCAAAGAUUGGACAUUCUUCAGGUUUUUCUCCUGAUCAUAUAACUGGAAAAUCAGAGAGGAAAUUCAUCGAUGGUUCUGAUGUUUUGGUUGAUUUUAACUCCGAUAAGAAAGUUGAUCCAUCGGACGCUAGAUCGAAGAUCUAUAUACGUUUUCCAGCCAAGAAUGACAAGUCUGUUGACGAGGUUGCGGAUGUAGGAGAUCAGAGCUUGAUUACUGAAGACAUUGAAGAAUUGGUUCCCAAAACUUGGAAUCUGAGGCCUCGGAAGCCGAUUUGUAAGCCUUCCAAUCAUAAUGGAAGCUCGCUCAAGAUCGGAGCUUCGGCGCACGAGAACAAAACUCAUAGAUCGGAAGCGACGCGAUCUAGGAACGUAACCGAACCGAAAGCGGCUGAGAAGAAGGAGAAGAAACAAAAGUUCUCAGUUUCACUCUCUAGAGAAGAAAUUGAUGAUGAUAUCUUUGCUAUGACCGGGUCGAAGGCCUCUAGAAGGCCAAAGAAGCGAGCCAAGAGUGUGCAGAAACAACUGGAUUUCGUGUUUCCUGGAUUGUGGCUAGCUUCAAUAACGCCUGAUUGUUACAGAGUCACGGAGGCUCCUGUUAAGGGCUAGAUGGGGUUGCUGCUAAAACUGUGAAUUUGGAAGGUGGGGGAUCAGGGGAACUGCUAAACUUUUUCCUUUUUAUUUUCUUUUCAGCUGUAGAAUGAGCUUGUAGAGAUCGGAUCAGAUGUUAACUAAUGUAUCUUGUUUUUUUGUCUAAUCCAUGAUGAAGUUAGAACUUAGAGAGAUGGUGAGAGACUGUUAUAUUAUGAAUCUUGUUGAUAAGUUACAGAUUGUAAAUAUGACUUACCAGUUUCAUAACUAGGGUUUUAACCUUUUCAGUUUAUGUAAAAGGAAAUUGUUUUUCAGGA
Gossypium arboreum is the source of this 1385-nucleotide messenger RNA. RefSeq lists its product as uncharacterized. The transcript is spliced from 3 exons. The record is from RefSeq and is a predicted model, not a curated record. Lineage: Eukaryota; Viridiplantae; Streptophyta; Magnoliopsida; Malvales; Malvaceae. Bases 199 to 1086 code for a protein of 295 amino acids.